Molecule: messenger RNA, 769 nt
Organism: Vicia villosa (hairy vetch)
Lineage: Eukaryota; Viridiplantae; Streptophyta; Magnoliopsida; Fabales; Fabaceae
Exons: 1
Coding region: 70-603 (177 amino acids)
Source: RefSeq, a predicted model, not a curated record
GAUAUAUAAAACUAUUUCCACUCAAAACCAAUAGUAACCAAUUCAACACAUUUUCACACAAAAGAAACAAUGAAAACUCUAAUUUUUGCAUCAAACCCAUCUCUCCAUUUCUCAAAACAAAAAACAUUUCCAACUUUUCACCCCAAAGGAUUCUCCAACAUUCCACUAACCACAUUGAAGACACAAGCAAGUGCCAAAGGCUUCUCCAACACAAGACCAACAUCAUCAACAAAUAAAACUAAGGAUGAUGCCAUUACUAUGAAGAAGAAUCCCAAAAACAAUAAUGAUGAUGAAGAUGAGAUUUCUAAGGUAGUUAUGUAUAGAAUAAUAGGUAGAAUAUUGUUUAGUGUUUUAGUUCCAAUGGGAAUAGGAUUAGGAUUUUUGCAUCUUUAUGGUGAGUUAAAGGAUAGAGGAAUUAAUGCUCCAUUAUGGAUACCAUUUAUGACAACUCUUAUAACAUUUGGAGCUUCUUCACUUGGAAUUGCAUAUGGUGUAUUGUCUACUAGUUUGGAUGAAGAGAGAGAAGGUUCUUUGCUUGGAUUUCAAGAGCUUGAAAAAAAUUGGGUUGAAAUGUGGCAACAAGAAGGAGUAAGUGAUGAUUAAUCAAAUUUAUACCAUUAUUAUUAGUAUUAUAAAUAUUAUUGUCAUAUUAGGUGAAUAGUUCUUAUUAUAAUUUUUUUAAUAACCAAAUGUAUUUGAUUUUCAUCUAUAUGUAUAUUUGUUCAGAUUAUUAUUUAAUCAAUGAAUUUAAAAAAUAAUUGUUUUAUGA